UUAUGAAACACCUUCACAGGGAAUUCAGUGACAGACAAUCAAACGAGCACCUGCAACUUUCCGAGGUUCAUUCAUGGCUGACAUUUUUAUUGAAUGGAGUGCGCAUGCGUUGGGGAAACUUCCGAUACCAACUUCCUCUGAACAUAUGCAAGAGAGAAGUGUUUACAUGUCAGUAGGACAAAACAGAACUAAAUAUCACAACCUUCGUUAGUGCAGAACAUUAUAUUCAUAAUUCGAGUCAGCGUUAUGGACGUGCUUCGGCCGCAGAUUGUUAUGGUUGCAAACAGAUGUUACAGAAAAAAUCCAAUUCAGAAAAACGAAAUCAACACGGCAGAAGAGGACAUUUACACAGAUGAUGUCAGCAGCUGUGUGUACAACGACGAGGUAUGCGAUGCCUUCAGCAAUAUUGAAGAGACAGACAGUGGCUACCGGGUAGCGAUGAACAUACCCAGUGCAUACUUCAAGUUCAUCAUCGGGAAGAAGGCAGAGAGCAAGAAGAGGCUAGAGAUGGAGACGCGGACACAGAUCCGGAUCCCCAAGGCAGGACAGGAGGGAGAAAUUGUUAUCCUUGGACAUGACAGGAAGGGUGUGAGUUCUGCCAAGACACGGAUUGACUUGAUCGUGGAGUCUGCCCGCCAGAAGCAACCAUUCACCCACUUCCUCUCUAUCUGCGUCAACGGCAUUGAGCACUCUUUUGUUGACUUCAAAACUGAUGUCCUCCGCGAGUGUGAUGGAGAUCGAGGCCUGGAUGCCAGCCUCUUCCAGAAUCCAAAGAAGCUUCACUUGACCCUGGGGACACUGGCUCUUCUCAACGAUGCCGAGAUUAGGAUGGCUACAGAGCUGCUGCAACAGUGCAAGGAGGACCUCGUCCAGCCAAUACUGAAGGGACAGAAGUUAAUGGCUCGGGUUCAGGAUCUGGAAUACAUGAAUGACGAUCCCAACGCUGUCGAUGUCCUGUAUGCUCAGAUACAGGUGACUGAUGGCUCCGAUGUUCUUCAGAUUCUGUGCGACCGACUGGUGGAAAAGUUCAGUGCAGCUGGCUUGAUGCCUCGACAGUUUGAGAGAGUCAAGCUCCAUGUGACGGUCAUGAACACGCUGUUCCGGAAAGACCCGAGUGGGACCGCCAAGGCCGAAGUGAUGGAGUCCGGGAGGAAUGUCAGGGAGCGGGAAUCGUUUGAUGCUGCAGGGGUUUUAAGGAAAUUUGGAAAGUAUGACUUUGGUCCUCAGGAAAUUGCCACCAUUCAUCUUUCACAGCGCUACUCAACUGGUCGAGACGGCUACUACGACUCUGUGGGGUCUAUCUCUUUACUCUAGUGUAAAGUGAGACUACUCCAUAGUCUGAAGACCCGUGAAGAUCCGGGGUAGAAUGGGUCUUCAGCAACCCAUGCUUGCCAUGAAAGUCGACUAUGCUUGUCGUAAAAGGCGACAAACGGUAUCGGAUGGUCAGGCUUGCUGAUUUGGUUGA
Molecule: messenger RNA, 1465 nt
Organism: Haliotis rufescens (red abalone)
Lineage: Eukaryota; Metazoa; Mollusca; Gastropoda; Lepetellida; Haliotidae
Product: activating signal cointegrator 1 complex subunit 1-like
Exons: 7
Coding region: 247-1314 (355 amino acids)
Biological process (GO): DNA alkylation repair; regulation of DNA-templated transcription
Cellular component (GO): nucleus
Molecular function (GO): RNA binding
Source: RefSeq, a predicted model, not a curated record